AUGGUUAUGGCAACAGCUAUCGUCGAUUCCUUUACGCCGACCUUCUUUGACAAUCACAUUGUUACUUGGAAGCGUCGCCUAUUCGACCAGCAACAGCCGCAUAAUGGCCCCGUGGUAGCUAAACAGUUGAUUGGCGAUGCUCUCCGCCAGCGUGUGGAGGGUAUUGACCAUGAAGCUUGUGACCCUGGAGAUGAGGACACCUUUUUCGUCAGCGAUCUCGGCGAGGUCUAUCGCCAGCACCUGAGAUGGAAGAAAAAUCUUCCUCGCGUGAAGCCCUUCUACGCGGUCAAGUGCAACCCUGACCCCAAGGUCCUCCAGCUUCUGGCCGGACUCGGCACCGGUUUCGACUGUGCCUCCAAGUCCGAGAUCGAGCAGGUCCUGAGCAUGGGCGUGGAUCCGGCUCGGAUCAUCUAUGCUCAGCCGUGCAAGACCAACUCGUACGUGCGAUACGUCGCCAGCCAAGGCGUCAAGCAGAUGACCUUCGACAACGCCGACGAGCUGCGCAAGAUUGCCAAGUUGUAUCCCGCUGCCGAACUCUUCUUGCGCAUUCUGACGGAUGACUCGUCGAGCAUGUGCCGCCUCAGCCUGAAGUUCGGAGCAUCCCUCGACGCCACCGACGAUCUCCUGGCCCUCGCCAAGGAACUCGGUCUGAAUGUCGUCGGCGUGAGCUUUCACGUUGGCUCGGGUGCCUCGGACCCGCUUGUCUUUCUGAAAGCCGUUCGCGAUGCGGACACGGUAUUCAAACAGGCUGGCGCUCACGGUUUCAAGUUGAAGACGCUCGACGUUGGCGGCGGAUUCAGCGGCAACUCGUUCGAGGAAAUGGCUCACGUCCUUCGCGAAGCGCUAGACGAGUACUUCCCGCCCCAUAUCAACAUCAUUGCCGAGCCCGGCCGCUACUACGUCUCUACGGCGUUCACCAUUGCCUGCAACAUCAUUGCCCGACGCACUAUCGAAAACCCGGCCACGGGCGAGACCAGCUACAUGGCCUACGUCAACGAUGGACUCUACGGAAACUUUAGCAGCAUCAUGUUCGAUCACCAGCAUCCCGUCGCCAAAGUUCUGCGAACGGGCGCGCAAACCUUGUACGACACCGCCCUCGCCGAGAGUUUUCCCGACGGUUCGAGCGUCGGCAUCGAGUACUCUAUCUGGGGCCCGACCUGUGAUGGUAUCGAUCGUAUCACCGAAAGCAUUCGCUUUCCCCACGAGCUCGACGUGGGUGACUGGCUCUAUUUUGAGAACAUGGGCGCCUACACCAAGUGCUCGGCCACCCGGUUCAACGGCUUCAGCGAUAGCCACGAUGUCAUCUACGUUUGUAGCGAACAAGGCGCACGGGCCAUCAUGGGUUUUUAG
This is a messenger RNA of Durotheca rogersii, 1350 nucleotides long. Its product is annotated as pyridoxal-dependent decarboxylase. The coding region runs from base 1 to 1350 and encodes 449 amino acids. The transcript has 2 exons. The record is from RefSeq and is a predicted model, not a curated record. Gene Ontology annotation, cellular component: cytoplasm. Gene Ontology annotation, molecular function: ornithine decarboxylase activity. Lineage: Eukaryota; Fungi; Ascomycota; Sordariomycetes; Xylariales; Xylariaceae.